Engraulis encrasicolus (European anchovy) is the source of this 1649-nucleotide messenger RNA. RefSeq names its product cell adhesion molecule 1-like. Bases 125 to 1438 code for a protein of 437 amino acids. Lineage: Eukaryota; Metazoa; Chordata; Actinopteri; Clupeiformes; Engraulidae. The transcript has 12 exons. The record is from RefSeq and is a predicted model, not a curated record. Gene Ontology annotation, biological process: detection of stimulus; susceptibility to natural killer cell mediated cytotoxicity; cell recognition. Gene Ontology annotation, cellular component: synapse; plasma membrane; neuron projection. Gene Ontology annotation, molecular function: signaling receptor binding.
UCCCCUCGCGCUGUGUUGCAUCUCAGCAGCACGGAGACCCCUCGCGCUGUUUUUUGCUGAAGUAUCCGGAGCGUCGCUACAUUCGCUACAGUGAAGCAGGUGUCGGGGAAACAACACAGCGAUCAUGGCUCACGGAUUUACCUCGCGGGCUCUGGCGUGGAGCUGUCUCGCGGCGCUCAUGUUGACAGGUGCAGCUCAGUAUGAUGCAGUGGAGAGUCAGAACUUGGAGACGGAUGACGUGUCGGUGGUGGAGGGAGAGACGGCGACCAUCAGCUGCAGAGUGAAGAACAACGACGACUCAGUUAUCCAGCUCCUGAACCCCAACAGGCAGACCAUAUACUUCAGAGACGUCAGACCCCUGAAGGAUGCCCGGUUCCAGCUGGUGAAUUUCUCUGAGAACGAGCUGCGUGUGUCUCUGACCAACGUGACUCUGUCUGAUGAGGGGCGCUACGUCUGCCAACUCUACACCGACCCACCACAGGAGGCUUACGCUGACCUCACCGUACUAGUGCCCCCAGGUAACCCAGUCAUCGAGGGCGGUCCUGAUGCGGUAACCGAGGGCAACGAGGUGGAGAUGAGCUGCACCGCAUCCAGCAGCAAACCAGCAGCCAAGAUACACUGGAGGAAGGGGACCCAGGAGAUAGCAGGUAUAUCUCAUGUGGACAGCACGUAUGAUGGCAUGUACACGGUCAGCAGUCGCGUCCGAUUGACGGUGACGAGAGAGGACGAUGGCGUUCCCAUACGCUGCAUAGUGGAACACCCAGCGGUCAAGGACUACACCGCACAGAAGAUACUAGAAGUCAUGUAUAAACCAGAGGUGUCGAUAUCAGUAGAGUACCCUAAAGGUCUGACGCGAGAAGGAGAAAACCUGGAGCUCACCUGCCAAACCAAAGGAAAACCACAGCCACAGGAAGUGAGCUGGAUCAGGGUUGACGAUGACGUUCCGCCCCAUGCGGUGAUCACAGGUUCCGAUCUCUUCAUUGAGAACCUCAAUAAGACAUUCAACGGAACCUACAGGUGCUUAGCAACCAACAGCAUCGGAGAGGCAUACGACGACUACAUUCUAUUCGUCUACGAUGCCCCGACUACACCCCCUCCCCCCAGCACUGCCCCUCCCACCACCAUCUCCACCACCCCCCUCCCCGAAACCACCCAAGAGUCUGAGCCCAGCUCUCAACCUGCACUGCACGACUCCAGAGCAGGUGAGGGUGUAGCGCGGUCGGUGGACCAUGCUGUGAUUGGUGGAGUGGUUGCCGUGGUAAUGUUCGCCAUCCUGUGCGCUCUCAUCGUACUCGGCAGAUACUUCGCACGACACAAAGGUACAUAUUUUACCCAUGAGGCCAAGGGUGCAGACGACGCGGCGGAUGCAGACACAGCGAUCAUCAAUGCAGAGGGCGGAGUCACACACUCGGACGAGAAGAAAGAAUACUACAUUUGAACCACACACACACACACACACACACACACAGUCACGAGAAGUAGUAGUACUACAUCUGAACACGCCCACCACUUAAUGUCAUUUCUUAUGUUGUCACAGUAGUGUGUGUGUGUUGGGUGAGGUGUUUACAUUGUUAUUGUGUGUGUGUAUGUGUGUGUGUGUGUGUGUAUGUGUGUGUGUGUGUGUGUGUGCACGGGGGUGCUGGUUGUUG